CAUACUUCGUAUCCGUAAAGGCAAACCGAAGCAUGAUGUAAACCAUAUAUUGGUAGUACAUCUCUCAUUUUCGGAUAUGAUAAUGGGAGUUUACAUUAUCAUUAUUGCUUCGAUGGAUAUGAAAUACAGAGACACUUACUUUCAACAUCAGGUUGUUUGGACCAAAAGUGCUUUAUGCAUGGCUUCUGGAUUUAUUGCAUCGUUGUCAAGUGAGAUGUCCGUUUACAUCCUCGUUGUCAUGACGCUUGACAGGUUCCUCAAAAUAGUGUUUCCCUUUAAAAUCUGGUUGCACUUUUCCAAGCGUGUUGUAAAUGGUGUUCUCAUCGUUGGCUGGACUCUUUGUAUAACUUUAACAGCUUUACCACUUCUCCCUCUCGACUACUUUAGCCCUCAUGAAUUCUAUACGCAAUCUGGCUUCUGCUUACCGCUUAUGUUGAAUUACGAUUCUGCAAAAGAAGCCUUGUUAAACCAACAUGAAGACACAAGACAGGGCGGGAGCAUUGAGCUAGAAAGACAGAAAUCACAACAGGCAUAUUCUCAUUUUAACGGCUGGGAGUAUUCCUUUGCUCUUUUCAAUGUUGUCAACCUUGUCGCCUUUCUUCUAAUAGCUGUUGGCUAUUUGGCCAUAUUCUUUGCGACUAGGAUCUCGAGAUCAAAAACCAAACAAGGCUCGGGGAAUGAGCGAGACAGGAAGAUGGCGGUGAAAUUGAUGUGGAUCGUGUCUACCGACUUUUGCUGCUGGAUGCCAGUAAUAAUCAUGGGAUUCCUAACCUUUUACAAGAUAGCGCUACCAGGAGAAAUCAUUGCCUACGUCAGUAUAUUUGUGUUGCCAAUCAACAGCGCUAUCAACCCGAUACUCUACACAUUUAGCACACUUUCCUGGAAAGACUUAUGGAAGAAGUGCAAGUGUAAAUGUAUUUCAGCACACUGUCACCAGGCGCCAAGUCCGAAGAAAUCAUCAGCAUCGGCCACUACUAAACUGUGAAUGGUCAGAUUAAAGUAAUAGACCUAUCAGUAAGAAAUUAUAUCGAGCCAGAGAUGCAUCUUACUCUGUGGAAAACUACAGCAUGUGAAUCUACACGUUCGAGUGAUAUAAAUAUACGAAAGCAUGCAUUUUACGAGGC
Molecule: messenger RNA, 1124 nt
Organism: Owenia fusiformis
Lineage: Eukaryota; Metazoa; Annelida; Polychaeta; Sabellida; Oweniidae
Source: the annotation of a GenBank genome assembly